UCAGCACAUCCGCCUGACCCGCAAGUGUUUACAAAUCAGCAGACAGUCCGACAGAGCAGAAUGAGGAGUCCUGCGUGAUCUGAACAGAGUCGUCUUUUUUUUCUUCUGAGUCGUGGCUGAGGAGAAUCACAAGACUGUGACAGUCCGGUUGGGUCGUGGUCAUGCAGCACCCAAAUUUCGAGACCCGCCACCCUCUCCAGACAGACGAGCAGCAGGAGACGGGCUUAGACCCGCUCAAUAAUUUCAACAAGAACCACAAUAGAGGAUCUCUUGAUGGAAGCACUUUCUCACAGCCUCAGUCCACCUUCCUCUCAUACAGGAAAGAAUGGGAUGACUUGUUCCUCAACAGUAAUUACCUGGCCCGGAUCCGGCAGGCAGGCAUCAACGGUCGACUGAGGAGCAGCCGCUUUCGGAGCGUGUGCUGGAAGUUAUAUCUGGAGGCUCUUCCAGAAGAUAAGGGUCAGUGGAUCAACAAGACCAAGGAGCUCCGAGCCCAGUAUGAAAAGAUCAAGGAGACGCACAUCACUAACCCCCGUAAGGCUGCAGGCCAGCAGGACCUGGUGGUCAACAAUCCACUGUCCCAGGAUGAAGGGAGCCUGUGGAACAAGUUCUUCCAAGAUAAAGAGCUAAAGGGGAUGAUCAAACAGGAUGUGUUGAGAACGUUCCCUGAGAUUCGUUACUUCCAGGACGAGGACGUGAGGUCCAAGCUGACGGACAUCCUCUUCUGUUAUGCCCGAGAAAAUGAACAGUUACUGUAUAAACAGGGAAUGCACGAGCUGCUGGCUCCCAUUGUGUUUGUGCUGCACUGUGACCACCAAGCCUUCCAGCACGCCAGCGAGACAGCCAGCCCCAGCGAGGAGAUGAAGUGUCUGUUGAACCCAGAGUACCUCGAGCACGAUGCCUAUGCCUUGUUCUCGCAGCUGAUGGAGACAGCAGAGCCGUGGUUCUCCAGCUACGAGAGGGAAGUGAGGAAGGGUAAGGAGGAGAUGUUGACCAGCAUCCCAUUUGCCCGGCCCCAGGACUCGGGGCCGUCUGUUGCCAUAGUGACCAAAGUCAACCGCAUCCAGGACCAGCUGGUGAAGAAGCACGAUGUUGAGCUGCAUAUGCACGUCAACCGGCUGGAGAUCGCCCCGCAGAUCUACGGCAUCCGGUGGGUACGUCUGCUUUUCGGCCGUGAGUUUCCGCUGCAGGACCUGCUGGUGGUUUGGGACGCCCUGUUUGCUGACAGCAUCACUCUGGACCUGGUGGACUACAUCUUUGUGGCCAUGCUGCUCUACAUUCGAGACGCCUUGAUUGCCAGUAACUUCCAGACCUGUCUGGGCCUGCUAAUGCACUACCCACCAUUAGGAGACAUCAACUCCCUGCUGCAGAAGGCUCUUUUCCUACGAGAUCCCAAAAACAAUCCCAGACCUGUCAAUUACCAGUUUCAGCAGAAUCUGGAUUACUACAAAACACGGGGGGCUGACCUGAUGAACAAAACACGAACUGGUUCUAGUACAAAGACGGCCCCGCUCAACAUCAACAAGGUCUCCAGCAGCCUGCUCAGUUUCGGCAGGAAGCUCAUCUCUCCGGCUAUAACCAGCGGCUCCAGCGGCGUCUCACCCAUCAACAGUGAGGUUCACUCCACCUCUUCGUCCUCCUCCUCCUUGACCGCUCCAUUAUCUUUGCCUGCGCCCACCUUGCCUCACCCGCUGGCUGAUCCCCCGUCAGGCCAAGCCCCUCCGCAGUUGCAGAGCCACACCCAGAAUCAGCACUACCGCCUGCUCAAGUCCGAGAGCAUGCCGGUCCACCUCAGCAAAGUUUCAGGUGCAGUGUCUCAGCUCACUACCCCAGCCCAGACUCUCACUGACACACAAGGCCAAAGCUCACGGACUGUCAGCUCCUCUCCCAGCAUAGAAAGCCUCUCGGGUGGGCGGGGUCAGUCCACCGCCUCCCCGCCUCUGCCCCCCUCCAGAGGGAGUGAUGUCAGCACUUCAUCUCCGCCCCUCUCCGCCACCAAGAAAGAGUCUUUCUUCAACAUCACUCGCUCCCGCUCCCACAGCAAGUCCAUGGGCAAGAAAGAGACGGAGGAGGACCUUGAAGCCCAGGUUUCAUUCCUGCAGGGUCAGAUCAACGACCUGGAGGCCAUGAGCAAAUACUGUGCCAAGAUGAUGAACGCUCACAUCUGUAAAAUCCAGGAAGUGAUUCUCCAAGAAAACCUGGAAAAAGAGGACGAGGUCUUAGUGUCUCUGGCUGGACUCAAACAGAUCAAAGACAUCCUCAAAGGGUCGCUGCGCUUCAACCAAAGCCAGCUGGAGGCGGAGGAGAACGAGGAGAUCACGAUCGCUGAUGAUCACUACACCGCCACAGCAGCAGCGGCAGCAGCCGCAGCCGCAGCCGAGGCUGCUCUGAGUGCCAACAAUCACCUCAGUGAUCACCAGCACGGACACGGCACGCGGGAGCGGGACUCUGACCUGGACGGGAGUGUGAGCACUGAUGAAAGAGAAGAAGAGCAGGCGGCGACACCACCUGAUCAACAAGUUGCAUCCUCUCUCGGCUCAGAGGGUAAAAACUGGGACGACUAUAUCCUCGUGUCCCAGGAUGGAGAUCUGCAGCCUGCAGAGGAGGGAGGAAGGGAGGCAGGAGGAAGGGCUGCGGCAGAGCGCACCCCUCCAAUCGGACGAGGGCGCGGCAUGGUGCGACUGGAACCCGAGGGCGCAGCCGGGACCUUCCACGACCCCCUCACGGCCGGACCCAACUCGGGCUCCUCCAGCCCAGAUGAGGGCUCCACCCACAGCAAGGACUCAGACUUCACCAUCGUGAACCCGAAUGACCUUUGAGCUAGCAAAUAACCUCUCCACCUCCUCUUCUUAUACCUGUUUAUCUUCCCGUUCACAGGAUGUGAUCCUUAAAAAAAACUGACUCAGAAUCAGAGGGUGGAGUUUGCAGAUUUUUUUCGGUGAAGCUAAAAAAAGAAAUUGCACAUGUGGACUGUGACACUUCCAGUCACAAACUUAUUAUACUCUGUCUCUUUACCUGGCAUCUGUCUGAGCUGAUGCCGAAUGCUUUCUCAUCUAAUGCCUGUCUCCUCACCGUGUUGUCUCGUUAUAUUUAACUGUGGCACCCUGCUCCACAGAGAGAGGGUGCCAUCUUACUACACGAUUACUCUGAAGAGUUGGACCUCAAAAUGCAUUUGUUCACAGGGGAGGACCCUCAACCCCCAGAGCUUACUGUAAUGUCGGAAGUGUGUCGCUCUGUUUCUUCUGAAUGUGGAGAUGUGACCGUUCCUCUUCCUGUGUUAUGUCUGUCUGUCUGUCUGCGUCCUUACAGAAGAUGUUUUCUGCUCAAAGGAAAGCCAUCUGCUUCUCUCCCCCUCCUCAACCAGUGCCUCUGACCAUUAUCCUCCUCAACCAAAAAACCUGACUCUGUGAUCUUAUUAUUUUUGUUAGUUUUUCUCUUCUUUUUUUUUUAAACCUUAUUUUUAACCCUUAGACCUUUAGUUUCCUGGAUACAAAUGGAAUAGGUCUUUUUUUUGUCUACUUUUUUUGUUUUUAAAUUGAUUCCUAUGUGGACAUUUUAAUGUGUUAAUUCAUAGUUUUUCAUUCAUAACUGAGUUGUUUUCGUGUCCCGUGGAAACCAUGUAAAGCAGCACACACACACACACACACGAAGAAUGUUCCUCUAGCUGCUCAUUCAAUAUAAUUAACUCAAGUCCAAUAAAACUACAUAGCUCUUGCUACACACUGAA
This is a messenger RNA of Labrus mixtus (cuckoo wrasse), 3727 nucleotides long. RefSeq names its product TBC1 domain family, member 5 (gene tbc1d5). The transcript is spliced from 23 exons. Gene Ontology annotation, molecular function: GTPase activator activity. The coding region runs from base 162 to 2819 and encodes 885 amino acids. The record is from RefSeq and is a predicted model, not a curated record. NCBI's taxonomy places the organism in Eukaryota, Metazoa, Chordata, Actinopteri, Labriformes, Labridae. Gene Ontology annotation, biological process: activation of GTPase activity.